AACGCCUCUCAGUGUCAGUCGGUCGUUUAGUACGCACGUAAACACUGACGGCGCACCGUCACGGUUCACGCAACUCCGGUAUCACCUUUGCGCGAACGAACAAACGCACGCACGUUGUGUGUGUGUGAGCGAGUGUUUUGCCCUUGCACGGAGCAGUGGCUUUGGAUGAGCGAAUUGUUGUUAUAAUCCUGCGUCUGCCACCGUGCUUCAAUUGGAUAAUCGUUUCAAUUCCUUGCCCGCCGGCUGGAUGCCAUCUUUAUGCGAUACGCAGUGAUACGCUUAGUACGUUGCUUUCUUGAGCACAUACACCGCGCAUCGUAUGUAAAUGAGUGGUAAAAAAUGAGCCGGCUAAACAAUAAUGGGCCGGUGGAGCCGGUGGUGGGAUUUAGGCUUGCGCUCCAUCCAAACUGUUCAAACGGUAACGACACGAACGAGACCGGCUCGUCCGCGCCCGAGCUACAUGUGCAUCUGAUCGGCGCCCGCCACUUGCCGACCAGUUUCGGGCUGAAAAGUGUGGAAGGUUUCAUGGUGAAGGUGAAGCUGUUCCCGGGCGCGAUCAAGUUCGACUCCACCAUCCAGAGCAAUUCGUGGCCCGAGUUCAAUGAAACGUUUCGAUUUCCGCUGGUCACCACGCACAAGUCUUCGUUUCGCGUGAAAAAGAACGAUAAACAGAAGGACAACAACGCAACGCUAUCGCUUCCGGAGAAGAUUUUCAACGGGAACUUUGUCGUCUUUACCGUGUUCGCCCUGCUGGAGCUUCCACCGGGGUACACGUCGUCGCUCAAAAGCAAAACGAUGACCUUCAUCCGGCAGGGCAGCCAGCGGUUGAAGGAUAAGCCGGUGAUCGGGAAGCUGGUCAAGGAUAUCGAGCCGGCCACGGAGCGGAACGCUAACUUUGACCAGAAGCAAAACCUGAAGCGGCUUACCACGAGCGAAAGCCAGCGCAACAUCGGCUCGGUAACGUACUUUCUCGAUCCGAAGUGCUUCGUCGGCGGUGAAAAGACGGGCAGCCGGAAGCAUCCGCUCGACUUUGCCACCGAGGAGCUGUGGCUGCCGAUCAAAGACAUCACCGUCACACCGUCGGCAGAAUCGCGUAUCACCGUUCAAAGCAGUCCCCGGGGCCAGGUGGAGGUGACGCUGCAGCUGUGCGAUUACACUGAGGUGCACAUCGACGCGAAGAGUUCGUCCCGGGAGGAUUGCAGCUUCAACAUCGACGGACCGUACUCGUCCCCGCCGACCUCGCCGCUGUCCUGCUCGUCCGGCAGCCCGGCGGCACCGUUCGAGAUGCGGCGCGGCUACUCGAACGGGUCGCCCGUGCCCGUCUCGAACGCGCACAAGAAUCGCUUCAGCUUUGACGUGCGCAAGAUCGUGCGGAGCGUCAAGAACAAGGACAAAAACCAUAAGGGGCUGUGCCUGAAGAUCUCGGUCGCGAAGAUGCGCUGCGGCAUCAAGGUGAAGGAGGAGUUUGAGUCGGUCGCGGAAAAGGUCUACCUGAAGACGACCGUGCUGGAGCAUCAGAUACUGGCGGCGAGCUGGAAGUCGGACCCGUUCCGGCCGGCCCUGUCGAGCCGCUGGAACGUGGACGACUGUACGGUGGUGGUGCCGCUCUGCGGCGAGGCGGGGCUGGACAAUCUUUCGAUUAAAGUUGCGCUGGCGGCGAAAAGCAAGGUGGGCAAAAAGACGCGCCUGGGGACGGUGUUUUUGGGCCCGAAGGCGCGCCAAUCCAACCCGGCCAUGGAGGACCAGUGGCGCAAGAUGAUCAUGUACAAGGGAUCGCCGAUAUCGGUUUGGCACAGCUUCGAGUAGGACGGUUGAACGGGGGAAUGUGGGGGGGUGAAAUGGGAUUUGCGGCCAUAUGUUUGUAAAUAUACUGCACGGAAUGAUGAUACUUUUAUGUGUACGACUUAUGAAUUUGGAAUAAAUAUUUAUUGCGUGUCUUUUAGAAGAGAA
Molecule: messenger RNA, 1950 nt
Organism: Anopheles coluzzii
Lineage: Eukaryota; Metazoa; Arthropoda; Insecta; Diptera; Culicidae
Exons: 5
Coding region: 340-1806 (488 amino acids)
Source: RefSeq, a predicted model, not a curated record